GAAGUGGGGGUUUUGGAUUGAAGAAGAAGAAGAAGAAGCCCUAAUUUCUUUCUGCUCACCAAAAUUCAUCUAUGCCUAAUUUCCUGUAUUUAUCGUCAUCACCAUCACUGACCUCCAUCUUCUUCCUCUUCAUAUGCUUCCCAAUUUCAUCAUUCUCUCUUCCUUUCAUCGUACUUCACGGAAUUGGAGAUCAAUGUUCAAAUAGAGGAAUGACCAAGUUCACCCAGGAACUGAGUGACAUGUCCAAAUCUGAAGGAUUUUGCAUUGAGAUUGGAGAUGGAGCAUGGGAUUCCUGGUUUAUGCCCCUGCUAGAACAGACUCAAGUUGUCUGCGAGAAGGUGAAGAAAAUGAAAGAACUCAAUGAUGGUUACAACAUAGUUGGGCUCUCCCAGGGUAAUUUAAUAGGCCGAGGUGUAGUAGAAUUUUGUGAUGGCGGACCUCAGGUUAAGAAUUUAAUCUCCUUAGGAGGACCUCAUGCUGGUACAGCCUCUGUGCCGCUUUGUGGUUCUGGCAUUUUCUGCAUGAUAGCAGAUGCACUUAUCAAGUCAGAGGUUUAUAGUGAUUAUAUCCAGGAACACUUGGCCCCCAGUGGUUAUCUCAAAUUGCCAAAUAACAUGGAUGCCUACUUACAACACUGCAGAUUUCUUCCAAAGCUUAACAAUGAAAUUCCUGAAGAGCGAAACUCCACAUACAAGGAGCGAUUUAGCAGCUUAGAAAAUCUGGUGCUUAUCAUGUUUGAGCAGGACACGGUAUUGAUACCUAAAGAAACUGCUUGGUUUGGAUAUUUUCCUGAUGGAAAGUUCAGUCCAGUGUUGACUCCACAACAGACCAAGCUUUACAUUGAAGAUUGGAUCGGUCUGAAAACACUGGAUGAUGCUGGAAGAGUGAAGUUCAUCAACGUCUCAGGAAAUCAUCUUGGGAUUUCGGAAGAUGAUGUGAAAAAGCAUGUUAUCCCUUACUUGAAGGAAAGUGCAGACAUUAGAAUCUCACAGUUACAGUUGCAGAGGAAGAGCAGGAAGGAAGCAGGAUUUGAAGGAUAUUCAUCUUCUUAUACAUGGCCAGCAUCAGUUAAAAGGUUUUUUUGGUGAUCUACAUGGAGUUAAACCAAUGAUACUGUUGAAAUGAAGCUUGGUUGAGGCAACCGACAGAAAGAAGAUGCAUUCAAAUGUAAUAGUAAUACUAAUAGUGGGCAAAGUGAGUUUGGUUUGAGAAGAUUGAUGAGAUACAGUAAACUGUAUGUAUUGUACCACUUGUGCAUGAUGACAUGUUAUUGUGUUGGUCAUAAGUAUUUCAUAAAAGUCUAAGGGUGGUGAGAAUGCAAAUGCUGCAGGCUUAUUCCAAGAUGUAUACUUGACUUCAACAAUAAUAUAAUUAACUGUUAUAGUUAA
Molecule: messenger RNA, 1388 nt
Organism: Cynara cardunculus var. scolymus (artichoke)
Lineage: Eukaryota; Viridiplantae; Streptophyta; Magnoliopsida; Asterales; Asteraceae
Product: palmitoyl-protein thioesterase 1-like
Exons: 12
Coding region: 72-1088 (338 amino acids)
Cellular component (GO): intracellular membrane-bounded organelle
Molecular function (GO): thiolester hydrolase activity
Source: RefSeq, a predicted model, not a curated record